Molecule: messenger RNA, 1332 nt
Organism: Ctenocephalides felis (cat flea)
Lineage: Eukaryota; Metazoa; Arthropoda; Insecta; Siphonaptera; Pulicidae
Exons: 9
Coding region: 1-1332 (443 amino acids)
Source: RefSeq, a predicted model, not a curated record
AUGAAUUUACGAAAGAAAAAGUGUUUAGAAAAUAUAUCUCCUCUGGCAGUUGCAUUUGUGACAAUUUUAAGUACUACUGAUAUUGCCCAAUGUUUUGUCAAAGACAAUAUAACUCCUACAUUAAAAUAUGCGUUUGCUGUAACAUUAGAACCAUCUCAUGAUCCAACCGACUACUAUGGAGGCCCAAAAGUUUUUGGCUCUAGAGACAACAUUAAUCAAGAAGGAAUUUAUGAUAUGCUCACAUGCGAUCUCUUUGCACAACCAUAUCUAGAAAAAUUCGGAUUGAAAAAAUUCACAAGAAAUAAUUUCUGGGUUUUUACCAACUUCGAGAUUCAUAAUUUACAAGGUGCAAAAUAUUUCCAAAAAUGCUUAUUGAAUAAGACGCAAGAAGUUGAAAAUAAGAAAUUUAAAAAUAUAGAAGAACUUGAAAAAUUCUAUUAUGGCCUCACACUUGAGUUUGAGAGAUUUUACGAUAAACGCGAUUGUCCAGUAUAUUAUGAAGCUUUACAUGAUAUGAGACAUUAUUUAGAUCGAGUCUUCUGUAAAGAAUUUGCUGGAAUUGACAAGUGUAUUGCAAGAAAAUAUCAAAUUAAACGACAUGACUAUAGAAAACUGUGGCUUUUAUCGUUGGCUAUGAGGAAUUUGGAAAGAGAUCUAAGCGAGGAUGACGAUACCUCGGACUGGGAUAUCAUGAAUAUGUUUUUGGCACCAGUAGUCCGACAAAGACACGAAAACAAAUUACGAGGUCUUUCAGAAUCAAAUUUGUUUUCUCUUAGUGAAAUGGGGCAACAGUUCGCUUACCAAACAUCUUUAAGUAAACGAAUACGUAGAACCACUGGAGGUCGUCUUUUGAAGUACAUAAUGGAAACUUUAGAACGCGUUAAGAAAGGCCAAAGACGCAGUAUAAAUCCUAAGAAAAACAAUCUAAAAAUGUCAGUAUUUGUAGCACCGACACAAGUAUUUAUCGGCUUACUUUCAGCUUUGAAACCUAAAGGUACUUUAAUUGAUGGAAACACAUUCAAUGUUACCAAUUUCUUUCCUGAUGUAGGCGCAACGAUUGUAUUUGAAUUACAUAAAUUGCGAAGAAAUAAUUGGAGAGUUAAGGUUCUUUAUAAUCAGCACACCUAUGGCGAUUUUCAACUUUUAACUUAUCGUGGAUGCAAUAAAUUUAAAUAUUAUCCUGGAUAUUCUUGCAAUUGGAAUACUAUUAAACGUAUUAUGGAAGAUAACUAUAUGCAUAAAGGAAAACCUGUCGAUUUUUGCAGAUCUCGAAGGCACCACCAUAAACAUGUUGAAAUUGUACCUAAAGCCCACACUAUCCACGGAAAGUGA